Molecule: messenger RNA, 1098 nt
Organism: Oldenlandia corymbosa var. corymbosa
Lineage: Eukaryota; Viridiplantae; Streptophyta; Magnoliopsida; Gentianales; Rubiaceae
Source: the annotation of a GenBank genome assembly
AUGUCGGCAAAACAAUUGUGGUUGCAUCUGGCAGAACAAUAUGGAACUUCAAACAGCAACAAGUUGUAUAACAUGAGAAAGGAACGAAUUGAUGUCCAACAAGGUGACAAUUCUCUAGUAAAUAAUUAUAAUUCGUUGAAAAGAGUGUGGGAUGAAUAUGACCAUUAUCAUCUAAUGCCUGUUUGUAUACCUGCUGUGGCAAGGAUUCUGCAAACUCGUGAUCAGGAAGACAAGUUAAUUGACUUCCAUAUGGGCAUGAAUAAGUCAUACGAAGCCAUCAAGGAUCAAAUACUGUUGAUUGAUCCUCCACCUACGCUACAUCAUGCGUAUGCUAUGGUGUUCAGGGUGGAAAAACAGCUGAAACCUAGUUCAGGAGGAAUGAUGAACUCUGAGAACAGUGCCUUUGCUGCAAGAUCAUACAUGAAUACUGGAGUUGUGAAUCCUGGUUCAAACAGUUUAUAUUGGAUGGGGAACAAUGGAACAAGAGCUGGAACAAAUGUGGUGGACAAUCAAAGUCAUUAUACAGGUGGUUCAAGCAGUAACAUUAGUGGUAAUAGUACUAGUAAUGUCAGCUACAACACUGCAGGAACAGGCUUACUAGCAAAACCUCAGAUGCAACUAGAUAGAAGGAACAUCAGUGGGUCAAAUGCAUCCGGGCUGUUAAACAAGAAGACUAAAGCAGAAAUGUUUUGUGCUCACUAUCAAAGAACUGGUCACAUUAAGGAGGGAUGCUUCCUGAUUACUGGAUAUCCAAAUUGGUUGAAGGAGUUUAAACAGAAGAUGGCUGUAAAUAGUCAGAAAAACUAUGCUCAUGUGGCAGAUGAGGAAACUCCACUAGGAAUGCCAGAUAAGGGAUUGGACUUGAACACUAUGGCUCUCCAAAUCAGUCAGAUUCAGCAAAGCUUUAAUACCUUGAUGAAAGGAAAGGGAGUUCAGAAUGAUCAAGUCAACCAUCAAGUGAAUAUUGCUCACCUCAAUGAGUUUGCAGACCUCAUGACUGAUGAAGUCAUAGGUGUUGGAAUGGUGUACAAAGGACUCUAUGCCCUCACAAAAGACUCAUUUGAUCCCAUCCACAUCAAAUUUUCUAUUCAAGAGUAG